This is a messenger RNA of Odobenus rosmarus divergens (Pacific walrus), 18010 nucleotides long. It is a transcript of the gene AHNAK, whose product is annotated as AHNAK nucleoprotein. Gene Ontology annotation, molecular function: protein binding. The record is from RefSeq and is a predicted model, not a curated record. Gene Ontology annotation, cellular component: nucleus; cytoplasm. Lineage: Eukaryota; Metazoa; Chordata; Mammalia; Carnivora; Odobenidae. Bases 73 to 17169 code for a protein of 5698 amino acids. The transcript is spliced from 6 exons. Gene Ontology annotation, biological process: regulation of RNA splicing.
GAGACUGAGAAGAGAGGAAGGAGGGGCGGGCUCCUGGCAAGGCAUCCGCUCCUGAACUGAGUCCUGCAAAAGAUGGAGAAGGAAGAAGACACGACCCGGGAGCUGCUGCUGCCCAACUGGCAGGGCAGCGGCUCCCAUGGGCUGACCAUCGCCCAGAGGGAUGACGGCGUCUUUGUGCAGGAGGUGAUGCAGAACUCCCCUGCGGCCCGCACUGGGGUGGUCAAGGAGGGGGACCAGAUUGUGGGUGCCACCAUCUACUUUGACAACCUGCAGUCAGGCGAGGUGACCCAGCUGCUGAACACCAUGGGGCACCACACUGUGGGCCUGAAGCUGCAUCGCAAGGGGGACCGCUCCCCUGAGCCUGGCCAGACCUGGGCCCACGAAGUCUUCAGCUCCCGAAGCUCUGAGGUGGUUCUGAGCGGGGAUGAUGAGGACUACCAGCGCAUCUACACCACGAAGAUCAAGCCUCGGCUGAGGUCAGAGGAUGGACUAGAAGGGGAUCCUGGGGAGACCCAGAGCCGCACCAUCACGGUGACUAGAAGGGUCACGGCCUACACUGUCGACGUGACAGGCCGCGAGGGAACCAGGGAGAUUGAUAUCAGCAGCCCAGAGUUCAAGAUCAAGAUUCCACGGCAUGAACUGACGGAAAUCUCCACUGUGGAUGUGGACACCCACUCUGGCCAGACAGUGAUCAGACUGCCCUCGGGCCCGGGGGCAGUGUCUCCUACCACAGGCUCUGUUGUGGACAUCCGAGCGGGGUCCAUUUCCGCUUCAGGACCAGAGCUCCAAGGUGCUGGCCACUCGAAGCUCCAGGUCACCGUGCCUGGGAUAAAGGUGGGGAGCCCAGGCAUCAGUGUCAGUGCAAAAGGCUUGAACUUGGGUGGCAAAAGAGGGGUCCAAGUUCCAGGAGUGGACAUUUCGUCUUCUCUUGGGGGUGGGGCAGUGGAAGUGCAGGACCCGUCUCUGGAGAGUGGCAGUAAUGGGAAAAUUAAAAUUCCCACUAUGAAGGUGCCAAAAUUCGGUGUGUCAACAGUGCCUGAGGGCCAGGCACCAGUGGCAGGGCUGAGCGUUUCUGUACCUGAAUUCUCUGUGGAGCACAAGGGUGGCAAGCCAGGCCUGACCAUUGGCGGGGACAUCCAGACCCCUCAGCUAGAAGUCAGUGCUCCUUCUGCCAAUAUUGAGGAGUGCGAGGGGAAGCUGAAGGGCCCCCAGGUCACUGGGCCAUCCCUUGAGAGUAACCUAGGCCUGAAAGGUGCCAAGCCACAGGGGAGCAUAGGGGUGGACAUCUCGGGGCCCAAAAUCGAGGGCACUCUCAGUGGCUCCAGUGUGGAAGUUCAGGCCCCUGACGUUGAUAUUCAUGGGCCUGGGGGCAAACUGAAUAUGCCCAAGGUGAAAGUUCCCAAAUUCUCUGUAUCAGGUUCUAAGGGAGGGGGAGCUGGCAUUGAUGUGGCACUGCCCACAGGUGAAGUGACUCUUCCUGGGAUCUCUGGGGACGUCAGCCUGCCUGAAGUUGCUGCUGGGGGGCUGGAAGGGAAGGUGAAGGGUACGAAAGUCAAGACUCCUGAAAUGAGCAUACAGAAACCUAAAAUCUCCAUGCAGGAUGUGGAUCUGAGCCUUGGAUCCCCUAAACUGAAGGGAGAUAUUAAGGUUUCAGUGCCUGGGGUGCAAGGUGAUGUUAAAGGCCCUCAAGUGGCAGUUAAAGGCUCCAAAGUGGACAUAGAGACACCUAGCCUUGAGGGGACCCUGACGGGACCCACGCUUAGUAGUCCUUCUGGGAAAACAGGAACGUGCAGGAUCUCUAUGGCAGAUGUAGAUCUCAAUGUGGCUGCACCUAAAGUGAAAGGGGGUGUAGAUGUCACACUCCCCAAAGUAGAAGGGAAAGCCAAAGUCCCUGAAGUGGAUGUCAAAGGCCCCAAAGUGGAUGUCAGUGCCCCAGGUGUGGAAGUUCAUGGCCCAGAAUGGAACCUGAAAAUGCCCAAGUUCAGCCCUCCAGGAGUUGAAGGGGAAGGCCCAGCUGUAGAUGUGAAACUACCCAAAGAUGUCAGUAUUUUGGGGCCCAAAGUCAAUGUGGAGGCCCCAAAUGUGAACAUAGGGGGCCCGGGAGGCAAACUUAAAGGCCCUGAUAUUAAGCUGCCUGAAAUGAGUGUCAAGACACCAAAGAUCUCCAUACCUGAUGUCGAUUUGCAUGUUAAAGGCACAAAGGUAAAAGGAGAGUAUGAUGUAACAGUCCCAAAACUUGAAGGGGAACUGAAAGGCCCCAACGUGGGCCUUGAUGCCCCAGAUGUGGAUGUUCAGGGCCCAGACUGGCAUCUUAAGAUGCCCAAGAUGAAAAUGCCCAAAUUCAGUGUGCCAGGGUUCAAAGCAGAGGGCCCAGAAGUGGAUGUGAACCUGCCCAAGGCUGAUGUGGACAUUUCUGGGCACAAGGUAGAUGUUAGUGCUCCAGAUGUGAGCAUUGAGGGACCAGAAGGUAAAUUGAAAGGGCCUAAGUUUAAGAUACCUGAGAUGAAUAUCAAAGCCCCAAAGAUCUCCAUGCCAGAUGUGGACUUACAUUUGAAAGGCCCUAAAGUGAAAGGAGAAUACGAUGUCACAGUGCCAAAAGUGGAAGGUGAGAUUAAAGUUCCUGAUGUUGAACUUAAAAGUGCCAAAGUGGAUAUCGAUGUUCCAGAUGUUGAUGUUCACGGCCCAGACUGGCACCUGAAGAUGCCCAAAAUGAAAAUGCCCAAGUUCAGCAUGCCUGGCUUCAAAGCAGAGGGCCCAGAAGUGGAUGUGAACCUGCCCAAGACUGACAUUGACAUCUCGGGACCCACGGUGGACGUUGAAGUUCCAGAUGUGAACAUUGAAGGACCUGAAGGAAAGCUGAAAGGUCCCAAGUUUAAGAUGCCUGAGAUGAAUAUCAAGGCCCCUAAGAUCUCUGUGCCUGAUGUGGAUUUGCAUAUGAAAGGUCCCAAGGUAAAGGGAGAAUAUGAUGUUACAGUGCCAAAGAUGGAAGGGGAACUCAAAGGGCCAAAAGUAGACGUCAGUGCCCCAGAUUUUGAAGUUCAUGGUCCUGAAUGGAACCUAAAGAUGCCCAAGAUGAAAAUGCCCAAAUUUACCAUGCCCAGCCUCAAAGGGGAGGGCCCAGAAGUGGAUGUGAACCUGCCCAAGGCUGAUGUGGACAUUUCUGCACCCAAGGUAGAUAUUAGUGCUCCAGAUUUGAGCCUCGAAGGACCAGAAGGAAAGUUGAAAGGCCCCAAGUUUAAGAUGCCUGAGAUGCACUUCAAGGCUCCUAAGAUGACUCUGCCAGAUGUUGACUUGGAUCUUAAAGGACCCAAAAUGAAAGGCAAUCUAGAUAUGUCAGUACCAAAAAUAGAAGGUGAGAUGAAAGUUCCAGAUGUGGACAUCAAAGUACCCAAGGUAGACAUUAAAGCACCAGAUGUGGAAGUCCAAGGUGCAGACUGGAGCCUGAAAAUGCCCAAGAUGAAAAUGCCCAAGUUCAGCAUGCCCGGCUUGAAAGGCGAGGGCCCAGAUGUGGAUGUGAACCUGCCCAAGGCUGACGUUGACAUCUCUGGACCCAAAGUUGACAUUGAAACCCCAGAUGUGAGCCUUGAAGGUCCAGAAGGGAAGCUGAAGGGCCCCAAGUUUAAGAUGCCUGAGAUGCACUUCAAGACCCCCAAGAUCUCCAUGCCUGACGUGGACUUACACUUGAAAGGUCCUAAGGUGAAGGGGGAUGUGGACGUGUCUGUGCCCAAGUUAGAAGGUGAAAUGAAAGUGCCAGAUGUGGACAUCAAAGGACCCAAAGUGGACGUCGAUGUCCCAGAUGUGGACAUUCACGGCCCAGACUGGAACUUGAAAAUGCCCAAGAUGAAAAUGCCCAAAUUUAGCAUGCCUGGCUUCAAAGGUGAGGGCCCAGAAGUGGAUGUGAACGUGCCCAAGGCUGACAUUGACAUCUCUGGACCCAAAGUGGACAUUGAAGCCCCAGAUGUCAACAUUGAAGGACCGGAAGGAAAGCUGAAAGGCCCCAAGUUUAAGAUGCCUGAGAUGCACUUCAAGGCUCCCAAGAUCUCCAUGCCUGAUGUGAACUUGAAUCUUAAGGGGCCCAAACUAAAGGGAGAUAUGGAUGUGUCUGUGCCUGAUGUAGAAGGUGAAAUGAAAGUGCCAGAUGUGGACAUUAAAGGGCCCAAAGUUGACAUCAGUGCUCCAGAUGUGGAUGUUCAUGGCCCAGACUGGCACCUAAAGAUGCCCAAGGUGAAAAUGCCCAAGUUCAACAUGCCUGGCUUCAAAGGUGAGGGCCCAGAAGUGGAUGUGAACUUGCCCAAGGCCAACAUUGAUGUCUCAGGGCCCAAGGUGGAUGUUGAAGUUCCAGAUGUGAAUAUUGAUGGUCCAGAUGCAAAAGUAAAAGGUCCUAAAUUUAAGAUGCCAGAAAUGAAUAUAAAGCCUCAGAAGAUAUCCAUGCCAGAUGUUGGUUUGCAUUUGAAAGGUCCUAAAAUGAAAGGAGAUUAUGAUGUUACAAUUCCAAAAGUAGAAGGAGAGAUAAAAACUCCUGAUGUUGACAUCAAAGGUCCCAAAGUGGACAUUAAUGCACCAGAUGUGGGAGUUCAUGGCCCAGACUGGCAUCUAAAGAUGCCCAAAGUGAAAAUGCCCAAGUUCAGCAUGCCAGGCUUCAAAGGAGAGGGCCCAGAAGUGGAUGUAAACCUGCCAAAGGCUGAUAUUGAUGUCUCAGGUCCCAAGGUGGACAUUGAUGUUCCAGAUGUGAAUAUUGAAGGUCCAGAGGGGAAACUAAAGGGUCCCAAGUUCAAGAUGCCAAGCAUGAAUAUACAGACACAGAAAAUCUCUAUGCCUGAUGUUGGACUUAAUCUAAAAGCCCCUAAGCUGAAAACUGAUGUAGAUGUUUCCCUUCCCAAAGUGGAAGGAGAGUUGAAAGGUCCUGAAAUUGACAUGAAGGCCCCGAAGGUGGAUGUGGAUGUUGGUGAUAUUGAUAUUGAAGGUCCAGAAGGGAAGCUGAAAGGUCCUAAGUUUAAGAUGCCAGACAUGCACUUCAAGACUCCCAAGAUCUCCAUGCCAGAUGUGGACUUACACUUGAAAGGCCCCAAAGUCAAAGGGGAUGCAGAUGUGUCUAUGCCGAAGAUAGAAGGUGAAAUGAAAGUGCCAGAUGUGGACAUCAAAGGGCCCAAAGUAGACAUCGAUGUCCCAGAUGUGGAUGUUCAUGGCCCAGACUGGCACCUGAAGAUGCCCAAGGUGAAAAUGCCCAAGUUCAGUAUGCCUGGCUUCAAAGGUGAGGGCCCAGAAGUGGAUGUGAACCUGCCCAAGGCUGACAUUAAUGUGUCUGGCCCCAAAGUGGACAUUGAUGCUCCUGAUUUGGAUAUAGAGGGACCAGAAGGAAAAUUAAAGGGCUCUAAAUUUAAGAUGCCUAAGUUGAAUAUCAAAGCUCCUAAGAUAUCCAUGCCAGAUGUGGACUUGAAUUUGAAGGGACCCAAAGUGAAAGGAGAAAUUGAUGCUUCUGUGCCUGAGCUAGAAGGUGAUCUCAGAGGUCCACAAGUUGAUAUCAAAGGUCCCAGUGUGGAUGUGGAGAUGCCUGAAGUCGAUCUGGAAUGUCCUGAUGCAAAGUUGAAAGGCCCUAAGUUUAAGAUGCCUGAGAUGCACUUCAAGACCCCCAAGAUCUCCAUGCCUGACGUGGACUUACACUUGAAAGGUCCUAAGGUGAAGGGGGAUGUGGACGUGUCUGUGCCCAAGUUAGAAGGUGAAAUGAAAGUGCCAGAUGUGGACAUCAAAGGACCCAAAGUGGACGUCGAUGUCCCAGAUGUGGACAUUCACGGCCCAGACUGGAACUUGAAAAUGCCCAAGAUGAAAAUGCCCAAAUUUAGCAUGCCUGGCUUCAAAGGUGAGGGCCCAGAAGUGGAUGUGAACGUGCCCAAGGCUGACAUUGACAUCUCUGGACCCAAAGUGGACAUUGAAGCCCCAGAUGUCAACAUUGAAGGACCGGAAGGAAAGCUGAAAGGCCCCAAGUUUAAGAUGCCUGAGAUGCACUUCAAGGCUCCCAAGAUCUCCAUGCCUGAUGUGAACUUGAAUCUUAAGGGGCCCAAACUAAAGGGAGAUGUGGAUGUGUCUGUGCCAAAAUUGGAAGGAGAUUUGAAAGGCCCCAGUGUGGACGUGGAGAUGCCUGACGUUGAUCUAGAAUGUCCUGAUGCAAAGUUGAAAGGCCCUAAGUUUAAGAUGCCAGACAUGCACUUCAAGACUCCCAAGAUCUCCAUGCCUGAUGUGGACUUACACUUGAAAGGCCCCAAAGUGAAAGGGGAUGUGGAUGUGUCUGUGCCCAAGAUAGAAGGUGAAAUGAAAGUGCCAGAUGUGGACAUUAAAGGCCCCAAAAUAGACAUUGAUGCCCCAGAUGUGGAUGUUCAUGGCCCAGACUGGCACCUGAAGAUGCCCAAGAUGAAAAUGCCCAAGUUCAGCACGCCUGGCUUCAAAGGCGAGGGACCAGAUGUGGAUGUGAACCUGCCCAAGGCUGACAUUGACAUCUCUGGACCCAAGGUGGACAUUGAAGCCCCGGAUAUGAACAUUGAGGGUCCAGAAGGAAAACUGAAAGGCCCGAAGUUCAAGAUGCCUGAAAUGCACUUUCAUGCACCUAAGAUCUCCAUGCCUGAUGUUGAUUUCAACUUAAAAGGGCCUAAAAUCAAAGGAGACUUUGAUGUUUCUGCCCCAAAGCUGGAGGGAGAGUUAAAGGGUCCAGAAGUGGAUGUCAGAGGCCCCAAAUUGGAUGUUGACAUGUCAGACAUAGCUGUGGAAGGUCCAGAUGGCAAAUGGAAAAGUCCUAAAUUUAAGAUGCCAGACAUGCACUUUAAAGCUCCCAAAAUCUCCAUGCCAGACAUUGAUCUACACUUAAAAAGUCCCAAGAUAAAGGGAGAGGUGGAUGUUGAUGUUCCCAAAUUGGAAGGUGACCUCAAAGGGCCAGACCUCAAAGGUGACAUCAGUGGGCCAGAUAUCGACAUCGAAGGACCAGAGGGCAAAUUGAAAGGUCCCAAGUUCAAGAUGCCUGACAUGCAUUUCAAAGCCCCAAAUGUUUCUAUGCCUGAUGUGGACCUAAAUUUGAAAGGACCAAAAAUCAAGGGGGAUGUUGAUGUGUCUGUGCCUGAGGUAGAAGGUAAAAUUAAAGUACCAGAUGUGAACAUCAAGGGUCCCAAAGUAGACAUAAAUGCUCCUGAUGUUCAUGGCCCAGACUGGCACCUGAAAAUGCCAAAAAUGAAAAUGCCCAAGUUCAGCAUGCCUGGUUUCAAAGCAGAGGGUCCAGAGGUAGACGUGAAUCUUCCCAAGGCUGACAUUGAUGUCUCAGGACCCAAAGUUGACAUUGAAGUCCCAGAUAUGAGCAUCGAGGGUCCAGAGGGAAAAAUCAAGGGGCCUAAAUUUAAGAUGCCAGAAAUGAACAUCAAAACUCCCAAGAUCUCCAUGCCAGAUGUAGAUCUACACUUGAAAAGUCCUAAGGUCAAAGGUGAUGUGGACAUUUCCCUGCCUAAGGUGGAAGGUGACCUAAAGGCCCCCAAAAUGGACAUUGAUGUCCCAGAUGUUGAUGUUCAGGGCCCAGACUGGCACCUGAAAAUGCCCAAGAUGAAAAUGCCCAAGUUCAGCAUGCCAGGCUUCAAAGGAGAAGGCCCAGAAGUGGACGUGAGCCUGCCCAAGGCUGACAUUGACAUCUCAGGACCCAAGGUGGACAUUGAAGGCCCUGAUGUUAACAUUGAGGGUCCUGAGGGAAAGUUGAAAGGUCCUAAGUUCAAGAUGCCUGAUGUGGAUGUUCAUGGUCCAGACUGGCACCUGAAGAUGCCCAAAAUGAAAAUGCCCAAAUUCAGCAUGCCUGGCUUCAAAGGAGAGGGCCCAGAAGUGGAUGUGAACCUGCCCAAGGCUGACAUAGAUGUAUCAGGACCCAAAGUGGAUGUUGAAUGUCCUGAUGUGAAUAUUGAAGGACCUGAAGGAAAGUGGAAAAGUCCAAAGUUUAAGAUGCCUGAAAUGCAUUUGAAGACUCCAAAGAUAUCUAUGCCAGAUAUUGAUCUUAAUCUAACAGGUCCAAAAAUAAAAGGAGAUGUGGAUGUCACAGGUCCCAAGCUAGAGGGAGACUUGAAAGGCCCUGAAGUCGACCUCAAAGGCCCCAAAGUGGACAUUGAUGUCCCAGAUGUAGAUGUCCAUGGCCCAGACUGGCACCUGAAAAUGCCCAAGAUGAAAAUGCCCAAGUUCAGCAUGCCAGGCUUCAAAGGAGAAGGCCCAGAAGUGGAUGUGAACCUGCCUAAGGCCGACAUUGAUGUGACUGGACCUAAGGUGGACAUUGAAGGCCCUGAUGUUAACAUUGAGGGUCCUGAGGGAAAGUUGAAAGGUCCUAAGUUCAAGAUGCCUGAGAUGAACAUCAAAGCCCCCAAGAUCUCCAUGCCUGACUUUGAUUUGCACCUGAAAGGUCCCAAGGUAAAGGGUGAUGUGGAUGUGUCUCUGCCCAAAGUGGAAGGUGACCUAAAGGCCCCUGAAGUUGACAUCAAGGGCCCCACGGUGGAUGUUGAUGUCCCAGAUGUGGAUGUUCAUGGCCCAGACUGGCACCUGAAGAUGCCCAAGGUGAAAAUGCCCAAAUUCAGCAUGCCAGGCUUCAAAGGAGAGGGCCCAGAAGUGGAUGUGAACCUACCCAAGGCUGAUAUUGAUAUAUCAGGACCCAAGGUGGACAUUGAAGGCCCUGAUGUUAACAUUGAAGGACCGGAGGGAAAGUUGAAAGGUCCUAAGUUCAAGAUGCCUGAGAUGAACAUCAAAGCCCCCAAGAUCUCCAUGCCAGACAUCGAUCUUAACCUGAAGGGCCCCAAAGUGAAGGGUGAUGUGGAUGUGUCUUUACCAAAAGUGGAAGGUGAGAUUAAAGUUCCUGAAGUUGACAUCAAGGGCCCCAAAGUGGAUGUUGAUGUUCCAGAUGUGGAUGUUCAUGGCCCAGAUUGGCACCUGAAAAUGCCCAAGAUAAAAAUGCCCAAGAUCAGCAUGCCCGGCUUCAAAGGAGAAGGCCCAGAAGUGGAUGUGAACCUGCCCAAGGCUGACAUUGAUGUCUCAGGACCCAAGGUGGACAUUGAUGUUCCAGAUGUGAAUAUUGAAGGUCCAGAUGCAAAACUGAAGGGCCCCAAGUUCAAGAUGCCAGAGAUGAACGUCAAAGCUCCAAAGAUAUCCAUGCCAGAUUUGGACCUUAAUCUUAAAGGCCCUAAGAUGAAAGGAGAGGUGGAUGUUUCCCUUCCAAAUGUAGAAGGUGAUGUGAAAGGGCCUACUCUUGACAUCAAGGGUCCAAAGAUAGAUGUAGAUGCUCCAGAUAUUGACAUUCAUGGCCCUGAAGGCAAAUUGAAAGGUCCCAAACUGAAGAUGCCAGACAUGCAUGUAAACAUGCCCAAGAUCUCCAUGCCAGAAAUUGACCUGAAUUUGAAAGGGACAAAGCUUAAGGGAGAUGUUGAUGUUUCUGGGCCCAAAUUGGAAGGUGACAUUAAAGCUCCCAAGUUGGAUGUAAAGGGCCCAGAAGUGGACAUUUCUGGUCCUAAGGUCAAUCUUGAAGGCAAGUCAAAGAAAUCACGUUUUAAGCUUCCUAAAUUUAACUUUUCAGGCUCCAAAGUUCAGACACCUGAGGUGGAUGUCAAAGUUAAAAAGCCAGAUAUUGAUGUGACAGGUCCAAAAGUUGAUAUUAAUGCUCCUGAUGUUGAAGUCCAAGGGAAAGUGAAAGGAUCCAAGUUCAAAAUGCCUUUCCUGAGUAUUUCAUCUCCUAAAGUUUCUAUGCCUGAUGUGGAGUUAAAUCUGAAAGGUCCUAAAGUUAAAGGAGACUUAGAUGUUACAGCUCCUAAUUUAGAAGGUGACUUUAAAGGACCCAAAGUAGAUAUUAAAGCACCAGAAGUUCAUCUUGAUGCACCUGAUGUGGAUGUUCAUGGUCCAGAUUGGAAUUUGAAAAUGCCCAAAAUGAAAAUGCCCAAGUUUGGUGUGCCUGGCUUAAAAGCGGAAGGGCCAGAAAUGGCUGUGGAUCUGCCAAAAGGCGAUAUCAACAUAGAGGGUCCCAGAAUGGACAUUGAGGGUCCAGAAAUCAAUGUAGAAGGUGUAGAAGGAGGCUUAAAAGGUCCCAAACUCAAGAUGCCUGACAUGAAUAUCAAAACUCCCAAGAUCUCCAUGCCUGACAUUGAUUUAGACCUGAAGGGCCCCAAGGUGAAAGGUGAUAUGGAUGUUUCUCUGCCCAAAGUUGAAGGGGAUCUGAAAGGGCCAGAGAUUGAUAUCAAAGGGCCCAAAGUGGACAUUGAUGCCCCUGGUGUGGAUGGUCAUGGCCCAGACUGGCACCUGAAAAUGCCCAAGGUGAAAAUGCCCAAGUUCAGCAUGCCUGGCUUCAAAGGAGAGGGCCCAGAAGUGGAUGUGAACCUGCCAAAGGCUGACAUUGAUAUUUCUGGCCCCAAAGUGGACAUCGAUGCCCCAGAUGUGAGUAUUGAAGGUCCAGAUGCAAAACUGAAGGGCCCCAAGUUCAAGAUGCCUGAGAUGAACAUCAAAGCCCCCAAAAUCUCCAUGCCUGACCUUGAUCUGAACUUGAAGGGCCCCAAAAUAAAAGGUGAUGUGGAUAUGUCAUUGCCAAAAGUAGAAGGUGACCUAAAGGGCCCUGAGGUGGACAUAAAAGGCCCCAAAGUGGACAUCGACACUCCUGAUAUUAACAUUGAAGGCCCAGAGGGGAAACUGAAGGGGCCCAAAUUCAAGAUGCCAGAGAUGCACCUAAAGACUCCUAAGAUUUCCAUGCCUGAUAUUGAUUUAAACCUGAAAGGCCCUAAGGUGAAGGGCGAUGUGGAUGUUUCCCUUCCCAAGUUUGAAGGUGAUCUGAAAGGCUCUGAAGUGGACCUCAAAGGUCCCAAAGUGGGCAUUGAUGCCCCUGAUGUGGAUGUUCAUGGACCAGACUGGCACCUGAAAAUGCCCAAGGUGAAAAUGCCCAAGUUCGGCAUGCCAGGCUUCAAAGGAGAGGGCCCAGAAGUGGAUGUGAACCUGCCCAAAGCUGACAUUGAUGUGACUGGACCUAAGGUGGACAUUGAAGGCCCUGAUGUUAACAUUGAGGGUCCUGAGGGAAAGUUGAAAGGUCCUAAGUUCAAGAUGCCUGAGAUGAACAUCAAAGCCCCCAAGAUCUCCAUGCCUGACUUUGAUUUGCACCUGAAAGGCCCCAAGGUCAAAGGAGAUGUGGAUGUUUCCCUGCCUAAGCUGGAAGGUGACCUAACAGGCCCUGAAGUUGACAUCAAGGGCCCCGAGGUGGAUGUUGAUGUCCCAGAUGUGGAUGUCCAUGGCCCAGACUGGCACCUGAAGAUGCCCAAAAUAAAAAUGCCCAAGAUCAGCAUGCCUGGCUUCAAAGGAGAGGGCCCAGAAGUGGACGUGAACCUGCCCAAAGCUGACAUUGAUGUCUCAGGACCCAAGGUGGACAUUGAUGUUCCAGAUGUGAAUAUCGAAGGUCCAGAUGCAAAACUGAAGGGCCCCAAGUUCAAGAUGCCUGAGAUGAACAUCAAAGCCCCCAAGAUCUCUAUGCCUGACUUUGAUUUGCACCUGAAAGGUCCUAAGAUGAAAGGAGAUGUGGAUGUUUCUCUGCCUAAGGUGGAAGGUGACCUGAAGGCCCCUGAAGUUGACAUCAAAGGGCCCAAAAUGGACACUGAUGCCCCUGAUGUGGAUAUGCAUGGUCCAGACUGGCACCUGAAGAUGCCCAAGGUGAAAAUGCCCAAGUUCAGCAUGCCUGGCUUCAAAGGCGAGGGCCCAGAUGUGGAUGUGAACCUGCCCAAAGCUGACAUUGACAUCUCAGGACCCAAGGUGGACAUAGACGCUCCUGAUGUUGACAUUCAUGGCCCAGAAGGGAAACUGAAGGGUCCCAAGUUUAAAAUGCCUGACCUGCACCUCAAGACACCCAAGAUCUCCAUGCCUGAAGUGGACCUGAAUCUGAAGGGUCCCAAGGUAAAGGGUGAUGUGGAUGUGUCUCUGCCCAAAGUGGAAGGUGACCUAAAGGCCCCUGAAGUUGACAUCAAGGGCCCCAAAGUGGACAUCGACGUCCCAGAUGUGGAUGUUCAUGGCCCAGACUGGCACCUGAAGAUGCCCAAAGUGAAAAUGCCCAAGUUCAGCAUGCCAGGCUUCAAAGGAGAAGGCCCAGAAGUGGAUGUGAACCUGCCCAAAGCUGACAUUGAUGUCUCAGGACCCAAGGUGGACAUUGAUGUUCCAGAUGUCAAUAUCGAAGGUCCAGAUGCAAAACUGAAGGGCCCCAAGUUCAAGAUGCCAGAGAUGAACAUCAAAGCGCCUAAGAUUUCCAUGCCUGAUAUUGACUUUAACCUGAAAGGUCCCAAGGUAAAGGGUGAUGUGGAUGUGUCUUUGCCUAAAGUGGAAGGUGACCUCAAGGGCCCCGAAAUUGACAUCAAAGGGCCCAAAAUGGACACUGAUGCCCCUGAUGUGGAUAUGCAUGGUCCAGACUGGCACCUGAAAAUGCCCAAGGUGAAAAUGCCCAAGUUCAGCAUGCCUGGCUUCAAAGGAGAGGGCCCAGAAGUGGAUGUGAACCUGCCAAAGGCUGACAUUGAUAUUUCUGGCCCCAAAGUGGACAUUGAUGCCCCGGAUGUGAAUAUUGAAGGUCCUGAUGUGAAAUUGAAGGGCCCCAAGUUCAAGAUGCCAGAGAUGAACAUCAAAGCUCCCAAAAUCUCCAUGCCUGACCUUGACUUUAACCUGAAGGGCCCCAAAAUGAAGGGUGAUGUGGAUGUUUCUUUGCCCAAGGUGGAAGGUGACCUCAAGGGCCCUGAAAUUGACAUCAAGGGCCCCAAAUUGGACGUCGACACUCCUGAUGUCAAUAUUGAAGGCCCAGAAGGAAAAUUGAAGGGGCCCAAAUUUAAGAUGCCAGAGAUGCAUAUUAAAGCCCCCAAGAUCUCCAUGCCUGACUUUGAUUUAAAUUUGAAAGGGCCAAAAGUAAAGGGUGAUGUGGACCUUUCAUUACCUAAGGUGGAAGGUGAUCUAAAAGGGCCAGAGGUGGACAUUGAAGGUCCUGAAGGGAAACUCAAAGGUCCCAAAUUUAAGAUGCCUGAUGUCCAUUUCAAAACCCCACAAAUCUCCAUGAGCGACAUUGAUUUGAACUUGAAAGGACCUAAGAUAAAGGGAGAUUUGGAUAUUUCAAUUCCUAAAGUGGAAGGAGACCUGAAAGGCCCCAAAGUGGAUGUUAAAGGCCCUAAUCUGGGCAUAGACAUGCCUGAUGUUGACAUUCAUGGCCCAGAAGGGAAACUGAAGGGUCCCAAGUUUAAAAUGCCUGACCUGCACCUCAAGACACCCAAGAUCCCCAUGCCUGAAGUGGACCUGAAUCUGAAGGGUCCCAAGGUAAAGGGUGAUGUGGAUGUGUCUCUGCCCAAAGUGGAAGGUGACCUAAAGUCCCCUGAGGUUGACAUCAAGGGCCCCGAAGUGGACAUCGACAUCCCAGAUGUGGAUGUUCAUGGCCCAGACUGGCACCUGAAGAUGCCCAAGGUGAAAAUGCCCAAGUUCAGCAUGCCUGGCUUCAAAGGAGAAGGCCCAGAAGUGGAUGUGAACCUGCCCAAAGCUGACAUUGAUGUCUCAGGACCCAAGGUGGACAUUGAUGUUCCAGAUGUCAAUAUCGAAGGUCCAGAUGCAAAACUGAAGGGCCCCAAGUUCAAGAUGCCAGAGAUGAACAUCAAAGCGCCUAAGAUUUCCAUGCCUGAUAUUGACUUUAACCUGAAAGGUCCCAAGGUAAAGGGUGAUGUGGAUGUGUCUUUGCCUAAAGUGGAAGGUGACCUCAAGGGCCCCGAAAUUGACAUCAAAGGGCCCAAAAUGGACACUGAUGCCCCUGAUGUGGAUAUGCAUGGUCCAGACUGGCACCUGAAAAUGCCCAAGGUGAAAAUGCCCAAGUUCAGCAUGCCUGGCUUCAAAGGAGAGGGCCCAGAAGUGGAUGUGAACCUGCCAAAGGCUGACAUUGAUAUUUCUGGCCCCAAAGUGGACAUUGAUGCCCCGGAUGUGAAUAUUGAAGGUCCUGAUGUGAAAUUGAAGGGCCCCAAGUUCAAGAUGCCAGAGAUGAACAUCAAAGCUCCCAAAAUCUCCAUGCCUGAUGUUGACUUGGAUUUGAAAGGAUCCAAAGUCAAAGGAGAUUUUGAUGUGUGCAUCCCUAAGAUUGAAGGUACUUUCAAAGGCCCAGAAGGAGACCUUAAAGGUUCAGGUCUGGAUUUUGAAGGCCCGGAUGCCAGGUUCAGUGGCCCAAAUUUGAAGAUGCCAUCGCUGGAUAUAUCUGCCCCUAAAGUAACUGUUCCUGAUGUUGAUUUGCAUUUCAAGGCACCCAAAAUUGGGGUUUCUGGUCCCAAGUUGGAAGGUGCUGAACUGGACCUCAAAGGGCCCAAGGUUGAUUUAGAAGCUCCAAGCUUAGAUGUACACACGGAGAGCCCAGAUAUUAAUAUUGAGGGGCCAGACAUUAAAAUUCCCAAAUUUAAGAAACCCAAGUUUGGUUUUGGGGCAAAAAGCCCUAAAGCUGACUUCAAGUCACCUUCCCUGGAUGUGACCGUUCCUGAGGCAGAGCUGAAUGUUGAGACUCCUGAAAUUAGUGUUGGUGGCAAGGGCAAGAAGAGUAAGUUUAAAAUGCCCAAAAUUCACAUGAGUGGCCCUAAAAUGAAGGCCAAAAAACAGGGAUUUGACUUGAAUGUUCCCGGGAACGAAAUUGAUGCCAGUCUCAAGCCUCCUGAUGUAGAUGUCAACGUUGCUGGGCCAGACGCCACAUUUAAAGCUGAUGUGAAAUCCCCCAAAACCAAGAAACCUAUGUUUGGGAAAAUGUACUUUCCAGAUGUAGAAUUUGACAUUAAAUCACCUAAAUUUAAAGCUGAGGCCCCGCUCCCUAGCCCCAAAAUGGAGGGUGAAAUCCAGGCAACUGAUGUGGAUAUUUCUUCGCCUGGGAUUCAUGUGGAAGGUCCCGACAUCAAGCUGAAGGCUCCCAAGUUCAAGCUGCCAGGUAUGGAUGUCUCAGGGGGAAAAAUAGAGGGUGACUUGAAAGGCCCCAGGGUGCAGGCAAACUUGGACGCACCUGACAUCAACAUUGAAGGCCCAGAUGCUAAAGUCAAAGCCCCGUCGUUCGGCAUUUCUGGCCCUCAGGUCUCCAUCCCCGAUGUGAACGUUAGCUUGAAAGGACCAAAGAUAAAGGGUGAUGUCCCCAGUGUGGGACUGGAAGGACCAGACAUAGAUCUGCAAGGUCCAGAAUCAAAGAUCAAAUUCCCCAAGUUUUCAAUGCCCAAGAUCGGCGUCCCUGGUGUGAAGAUGGAAGGGGUAGGAGCUGAGGUUCAUGCCCAGCUGCCCUCUCUCGAAGGAGGCUUGAGUGCACCUGAUGUUAAGCUUGAAGGGCUGGAUGUGUCUCUGAAAGGGCCAAAAGUAGACUUGCCUUCAGUGAACCUCUCUAUGCCAAAAGCCUCUGGACCUGACCUUGACCUGAACUUGAAAGGACCAAGUUUGAAGGGAGACCUGGAUGCCUCUGUUCCUGGUGUGAAGGUGCACUCCCCAGGGCUUGACCUCAGAGGUCAAGGUGGAAAGGUGAGGAUGGAAGGAGACAGUGUGAAAGGGCCUGGGAUCGACGCCACGCUAAACCUUGGCACCCCAGAUGUGACCCUGAAGGGACCAACCCUGCAGGGAGACCUGGCUGUCUCUGGUGACAUCAAAUGCCCUAAAGUAUCAGUAGGUGCUCCUGAUCUAAGCUUGGAGGCCCCUCAAGGUGGCAUUAAACUUCCCAAAAUGAAGCUGCCCCAGUUUGGCAUCUCGACUUCAGGGUCCGACUUGGACAUGAACGUCAAAGGGCCACAAGUGACUGGAGAGCUACAGGCCCCAGGCAUCGGUGUGAACCUCGGAGGCCUGAACCUGAAAGGGCCUCAGAUCUCUGGCCCUCAAAUCUCAGCACCAGACAUGGACUUGAACUUGGAAGGACCAAAAAUAAAAGGAAGCCUCGGGGCCACUGGUGAAAUGAAAGGCCCCACUGUUGGAGGAGGUCUUCCGGGUGUCAGUGUUCAAGGCCUCGAAGGAAACGUCCAGAUGCCUGGAAUUAAGUCCUCUGGAUGUGAUGUGGAGCUGCCAGGUGUGAGUGUGAAACUCCCAACGGGGCACAUUUCUGGUCCCGAAAUCAAAGGCGAUCUGAAAGGUUCAGGAAUAGGUUUCCACGGGGCUGCUCCCGACAUUAGCGUCAAGGGGCCUUCACUUAAUGUGGCCUCUCCUGAGUCAGAUUUCGGUGUCAGCUUGAAGGGCCCGAAAAUGAAAGGAGGUGUGGAUGUUUCAGGGGGUGUCAGCGCCCCAGCUGUCAGCCUGGGCGAAGGACACGUGAGUGUCAAAGGACCCCAGGCCUCCUCCGCUCUCAACUUGGAUGCACCUAAGUUUGCUGGGGGACUUCAUUUCUCAGGACCAAAGGUAGAAGGCGGUGUGAAAGGAGGCCAGGUUGGACUCCAGGGUCCUGGGCUGAGUGUGUCUGGGUCUCCAGGUCACUUGGAAAGCAGAUCUGGAAAAGUAACAUUCCCCAAGAUGAAGAUCCCCAAAUUCACCUUCUCUGGCCGUGAGCUGGUUGGCAGAGAAGUGGGGGUAGAUAUUAACUUCCCUAAAGCGGAGGCCACUGUCCAGGCCGGGGCCGGAGAGGGGGAGUGGGAAGAGUCUGACGUAAAACUGAAGAAGUCCAAAAUCAAAAUGCCCAAGUUCAAUUUUUCCAAACCUAAAGGGAAAGGUGGUGUCACGGGCUCCCCGGAAGCAUCCAUUUCAGGGUCCAAAGGCGACCUGAAGAGCUCGAAGGCCAGCCUGGGUUCUCUGGAAGGAGACAACGAGGCCGACACGUCAUCACCCAAAGGCAAAUUCUCCUUAUUUAAAAGUAAGAAGCCCCGGCACCGCUCAAAUUCCUUCAGCGACGAACGGGAGCUCUCGGCGCCUUCCACCCCGACGGGGACUUUGGAGUUUGAAGGUGGGGAAGUGUCACUGGAAGGCGGGAAAGUCAAAGGGAAACACGGAAAGCUGAAAUUUGGUACCUUUGGUGGAUUGGGGUCAAAGAGCAAAGGUCAUUAUGAGGUGACUGGGAGCGAUGACGAGACAGGCAAGUUACAGGGAAGUGGAGUGUCCUUGGCCUCUAAGAAGUCCCGACUGUCUUCUUCUUCCAGCAAUGACAGUGGGUCUAAGGUUGGCAUCCAGCUUCCCGAGGUGGAGCUGGUGGUUUCCAAGAAAGAGUAGCAGGCCUCUGUGUGUGUACAUAUAUGUAUAAAAAUACACCAGCCUUGGGUGUGUUUGUAUAUAAACUCCAGAGAGAAACACGCCGACAGCCUCAGCAUAAUGCAGAGAUCUGGCCUCUGCCUGUGGCAAGUGCUGAAAAAGCCAACCAGCCGCCUUAGUUGCCCCGGCCCGGAGCUUUACAGAUACAGGAACUAAGGGUUCCAAGUUCGUCCAGCCCAUGUGCAGAGCCAACAAUAUUUGCCUUGAGAUUUCAGUUUUGUUUUGUUUUGUUUUCUUUGCAUUGAAUGCUGAGAGCUCCUGUUUACUAAGCAAGCUUAUGUGUUUAUUAUCCUCAUUUUUACUGAACAUUGUUAGUGUCAGGGUAAUGGAAACCCACUUUUUCAUUGUAAUGACUUCGGGGGCUUUUGUUAGUAAGGGUGGGGUGGGGUAGAAGGCAGUAGAGGGGGCCAGACCUCCAUUUCUCCUAAGAUUGGAUCUAUUCAAACAGGGAACACCCAGGGAGGGCCGAGAGGAGCCGCCAGGCGGGGCGCAAGGGUGUCUUUAGGUCUCUUUAGCAUUGCUUUUUCCCCCAGGGGUGGCGGUCCUAGCCAGUUUGGUGUUCACGGUGAGACAGAAUUAGAAUCUAUCUGCAAAUUGGCUGAUGUACCCCAGCUCAACACGUUCUGUGCAUUGUGGGAGAAAUGUUUCCUUCAUGGCCGCCACAUUCCUGAAACUAGUUCUGAUUUCUUUUAAUAAAUGUUAUCGUGAUUAAGAAAAUUUCCCGCACUUUAAUGGCAAAUUAAUUGAGAAUGUAAGAAAAUCGAUGCUGUCAAAGGCAAAUAAAGCUGUUUAUUAACCCUGA